CGUUUGUCGAGCUAGCCAUUCGGCUCGCGGCGGAGGACUUUGAUACAUGUUGUCACUGACUACACAGAGGUCCAUUAAGUUACCCAAAUGUACGGUCGUUGAGAGAAGCGAAAAAAAAAAAAAAUGACAGACUUGGGGAUUUCACUGGCACUACUGGCGACAACAGUACUUCUCUGCGAGGCGACGCGCAGACUGAUCUCGCGCCUCUUCUCUGGCAAGGAUUAUGCGAUUUACCUAGUGGAAAUUGUCUCGACCUACCAGCUCUGUGCAUGUACGCACGAACUCAAAGUCCUGGGCGAAGUUGGCAGAAUCGAACCGCAUAUAGCACUCACACUGACUUUCAUAAUCACUGUGGUCCACGUAAUAACUUUUCACGGGGCGUUCGCCAACCCAAAUGGUGCUAUCGAGAACGUUUACCGCAAGAAUAUCACAGGGAAAGCUGCGGUGGCGCGCAUAACUUGUAUGUUUAUAGGUGGGGAAGCAGCGCAGCUCCUCGUGCCCCACAUUUGGUCCUUGGGUCUGUCCGACCACCACCUCAGGCACAAAAGGUUCGGAUUUAAAUGCUUCAGUCCCAUCAAUGGGUCCCUGUUGGAGGCCGCUGGUGUGGAGCUGGCUUGCACUUUCGCUGUCCAAGCCGCAGUCCUCCACAUUCAUAAACUAGACGAGAGAUUCCAUGCCCCUGUCAUCGCUGCUGUCAUUACAUCACUGGUUUACUCAGGUGGUCAUAUUUCAGGGGCUGUUUUCAACCCAAUCAUGGCUUUCUCCGUCCAGUUCCCCUGCACUGGACACACCUUACUGGAAUAUGCUUUUGUCUACUGGCUAGGACCAGUCAUAGGCAUGGCCAUGUGCAUCCUGCUCUUUGACAAAAUCAUCCCACUCCUAUCUGGGAAAAGCACAAUGGGCCUGGGCAUCCCUGUUGUCCAGAAGAAGAAGAUACAGUAACACACAACUGAGAUUGUGGCUUCAGCCCUCUGAGUAGGCUCUUUUAUAUAUGAUGGUGCCGGGGCGGCCGUUAGUAUUUGAUCAUUAUGGUCACCUUAACAUGACUAGGUCUAAGGGCGCUCACACAUACUAAGUCUUAACUUUGAUUAUUUUACCCCCCAAAAAAGAAAUUGUAGUGGGCACAAGUCUAUAAUCUAUUGAAUUAUCAAUAUUGGUGCCUGCCACAAACAAAAACAGUAUUCUGUCUAUGCUUAGGGCUAAGUGCUCAUCCAUGCAACAAACAGUUGCUACUCAUUUUCUGUUUAUGCUGCCCUAAAGGAAAAAAAAAAGGGCCAUAAUAUCAGCUGUUGAUCAGUAAAACAUUUUUUUACUUAAUGGAAGAUUUUUAUAUGGAAAAUGUGCUGAGAAAAGGCUCCCUGGACUUUGUCAUUAUGCAAUAUUUUAGUCAUUAGUGCAGGGUUACCUCUAAUGGCAUAACAUGUUCCUGUAUGAACCUAUCCGAAACUGUCAUGGCAUGAACUGAAAUUACCCUUCUACUCUGGAUGACUACAGCAAUGGCAUACAGUGCAUUCGGAAAGUAUUUAGACCCCUUGACCUUUUCCAUUGUUACGUUACAGCCUUAUUCUAAAAUGUAUUAAAAUGUUUUCCCCCCCUCAAUCUACACACACACACACACACACACACACACACACACAACGCCCCAUAAUGACAAAGCAAAAACAGGUAUUGACAUUUUUGCAAAUUUAUAAAAUAGGGAAAUAUGACAUUUACAUAAGUAUUCAGACCCUUUACUUAGUUGAAGCACCUUUGGUAGCGAUUACAGCCUCGAGUCUUCUUGGGUAUGACGCUACAAGCUUGGCACACCUGUAUUUGGGGAGUUUCUUCCAUUCUUCUCUGCAGAUCCUCUCAAGCUGUGUCAGGUUGGAUGGGGAGUGUUAUGGCACAGCUAUUUUCAGGUCUCUCCAGAGAUGUUCGAUCAGGUUCAAGUCCGGGCCGCUCAAUGACGUCCAGAGAUUUGUUCCCGAAGCCACUCCUACGUUGUCUUGGCUGUGUGCGUAGAAUCGUUGUCCUGUUGGAAGGUGAACCGUCAUCCCAGUCUGACAUCCUGAGCAGGUUUUCAUCAAGGAUCUUUAUACUUUGCUCCGUUCAUCUUUCCCUCGAUCCUAACUAAUCUCCCAGUCUCUGCCUCUAAAAAACAUCCCCGCUGUGUCGUGUAAAUUCAUGUAUACUGAGAGAGAUUGACAAUUGUUCAAAUAAUCAAUCUUUAACAUUGAUUCAUUAUUGCAAUGAAGAAGCUGGUCGACCGCACUCUGAAAUGUGUGUUGUUGCAGAGAGCUUAACCUUCCAGAGGAAUCCUGGUUCUUAUAGAGCCGACACAAAUGCUUAGUCAUGGCUGGUUCCACCCCUCCCAUGCAGAUCAGGAGACUCAGACACUUUGGGUUCAUCUUGUGAUUAUCUGCCCCUGGUGCCGUUUUAACCCUCAACCCGGCUUUGUUUCUAAUCAUCCUUGUAUUUGGGCAACUAUGAGGGAUUUUGUUCUACUCCUCCAGGCUCUCUCUGUUACACCCACCACAUCUUGUCUAUGGAAUGUAGUCUUUAGGUUUUAUCACCAAGUCAACGGUCAGCUCAAGCUCUCUCUAGUGACCAUACGCUUAGAUUAGCUGCAGGGAGCCAGAGUGUAGUCCAUAAAAACACAUUAUUAGAACAGAAAUGUCCCACUCUUUUUCAAAUAUAUAAAAUGUCAAACAAAUCAGGUAAACACGUAAUUUCUCACAGCUACCACCACCACCAUGCUUCACCGUAGGGAUAGUGCCUGGUUUCUUCCAGACGUAAUGCUUGGCAUUCAGGCCAAAGAGUUCAAUACUUCAGACCAGAUAGUCCUUUAGGUGCCUUUUGGCAAACUCCAAGCGGGCUGUCAUAUGCCUUUUACUAAGGAGUGGUUUCCAUCUGGCCACUACCAUAAAAGGCCUGAUUGGUGGUGUGCUGCAGAGAUGGGAGAAUCUUCCAGAAGGACAACCAUCUCCACAGAGGAAAUCUAGAGCUCUGUCAGAGUGACCAUCGGGUUCUUGGUCACCUCCCUGACCAAGGCCCUUCUCCCCCGAUUGCACAGUGCUAGGAAGAGUCUUGGUGGUUCUAAACUUCUUCCAUUUAAUAAUGAUGAGGCCACUGUGUUCUUAGAAAUCCUUCAAUGUUACGAAAAUGUUUUGAUACCAUUCCCCAGGUCUGUGCCUCGACACAAUCCUGUCUCGGAGCUCUAUGGAAAAUUCCAUCGACCUCAUGGCUUGGUUUUUGCUUGACAUGCACUGUCAACUGUGGGACCUUAUAUAGACAGGUGUGUGGCUUUCCAUUUGAAUUUACCACAGGUGGACUCCAAGUUGUAGCAACAUCUCAAGGAUGAUCAAUGGAAACAGGAUGCGCCUGAGCACAAUUUUAAGUCUCAUAGCAAAGACUCGGAAUACUUAUGUAAAUUAGGUAUUUCUAAAAUCCUGUUUUAGCUUUGUCAUUGUGUAGAUUUGAGUACAUUUUUAUUUAAUCCAUUUUAGAUUAAGGCUGUAAUGAAACCAAAUGUGUAAAAAGUGAAGGGGUCUGAAUACUUUCCGAAUGCACUGUACCAUGUUGUUGCUGUAUGAACCUUAUACCCUGGAUGACUACACCAGUACAACAUACUCAAUAUGAGCAGAAUGAAAAAGACAUGUCCCUAAGGGAGAGGCUAUACAGACACGCUGGUGCCCAAAUUGAUGACUUUUGUCACGUAGCAAGAGCAGUGGAGACAAACAUUUGGUUCAGUCAGAAACCUGGUCUCAGACUAGACGUAACAUAAUAAAUGAAAAUCCAAGACACUCAGUAUUAUAAGUUACAUAAGACAAAUGGCAAAAACAAAAAGUUGGUUGGGGUGGAUAGGUGAUCGUAUAUAUCGAACGUCUACCAACCCAAAGGCUGUAAAUUUGAAUCAGGCAAAUUUUAAAAAUAAUUAGCAACUAACUGAUUUACUACUUUUCAUGUUAGGUUAAAGAGUUAGCUAACCCUUCCCUAACACCUGAACUUAACCCGAACGUUAGCCACCUAGCUAGAAUUUGUUUCAUACAUUUUGCAAAUUCGUCACGUUGUACGUUUUAGCAAAUUAACAUAAGAAUUGAAAUUUGUAACAUAUACAAAAUUGGUGAUGGACAUUCACAAACAUAACAUAUACUAAAAUGGAGUGUCUCGGCUUUACAUACAUAAUAAUAAGAAAUGCUCUGACCACAGCUCAGCUGCAGCCAGUCGUCCUGAUGAGCCCUUCAGCUAGCUAGUUUAAUGAUUGUGGCUAGUAACUUCAGCUAGAAUUUGAAACUUGUCUGACUAAGUUGGGACUUUUCAGAAGCAUCCAGUUAAACCGGAGUAAUAGUUUAUUUAAUAAAACCAUUUGAACGUUAGAUGUUCACUACAAUAAAAAUGUGCUUUAGUGUAGCCAAUCAGGCCAGGGUGACUGCUAUCUAGUGAGCAGUGUAGGUAGACUGUUUCACGGUAACAUCCAGAUAGUUACGACAAAUAUUACAAGUUAAUUCUCAUGUAGGCUGCUAUCCUCCUCAAAAUAAAAUCAAGUGUGAUGAAACAAAAAUUGGAGAUCGUGACCAAAACAAGUUAUUUCUCCCUCGUCCAUUGACAAACAGCACGUUUGUUUACAAGGGCUUAUCAGGACGACUGACUGAACCAAACCCAUUUGUCUCUACACUCGACUCUCAGCUGCGUGACAUACAGUGCAAUAGUAUUCACCCCCUUUGGCAUUUUUCCUAUUUUGUUGCAUUACAACCUGUAAUUUAAAUGGAUUUUUAUUUGGAUUUCAUGUAAAAUGGACAUACACAAAUAGUCCAAAUUGGUGAAGUGAAAAAAAAUUACUUAAAUAAAUCACAGAAAAGUGGUGCAUGCAUAUGUAUGCACCCCCUUUGCUAUGAAGCCCAUAAAUAAGAUCUGGUGCAACCAACUACCUUCAGAAGUCACAUAAUUAAAUAAAGUCCACCUGUGUGCAAUCUAAGUGUCACAUGAUCUCAGUAUAUACACACGUUCUGAAAGGCCCCAGAGUCUGCAACACCAUGAAGACCAAGGAGCUCUCCAAACAGGUCAGGGACAAAGUUGUGGAGAAGUACAGAUCAGGGUUGGGUUAUAAAAAAAAUAUCCUAAACUUUGAACAAUCUCACGCAGCACCAUUGAAUUCAUUAUUUAAAAAAAGGAAAUAAUAUGGCACCCACAACAAACCUGCCCAAAGAGGGCCUCCCACCAAAACUCACAGACCAGGCAAGGAAGGCAUUAAUCAGAGGCAACAAGAGAGACCAAAAGAUAAUCCUGAAGGAGCUGCAAAGCACCACAGCGGAGUAUCUAUCCAUAAGACCACUUUAGCUGGGCUUUACAGAGGAGUGGCAAGAAAAAAGCCAUUGCUUAAAAAAAAUGUUAAAAAAGCAAAUAUGUUUGGUGUUGGCCAAAAGGCAUGUUGGAGACUCCCCAAACAUAUGGAAGAAGGUACUCUGGUCAGGUGAGACUAAAAUGUAGCUUUUUGGCCAUCAAGGAAAACACUGUCUGGCACAAACCAAACACCCCAAGAACCCUAUCUCCACAGUGAAGCAUGGUGGUGGCAGCAUCAUGCUGUGGGGAUGUUUUGCCAUUGGCAGGGCCUGGGAAACUGGUCAUAAUUUAAGGAAUGAUGGAGGGUGCUAAAUACAGGGAAAUUGAGGGAAACCUGUUUCAGUCUUCCAGAGAUUUGAGACUGGGACGGAGGUUCACCUUCCAGCAAGACAAUGACGCUAAGCAUACUGCUAAAGCAACACUUGAGUGGUUUAAAGGGAAACAUUUAAAUGUCCUGGAAUGGCCUAGUCAAAGCCCAGACCUCAAUCCAAUUGAGAAUGUGGUAUGACUUAAAGAUUGCUGAACACCAGCAGGAACCCAUCCAACUUGAAGGAGCUGGAGUAGUUCUGCCUUGAAUGGGCAAAAAUCCUAGUGGCUAGAUGUGCCAAGCUUAUAGAGACAUACCCCAAGAGACUUGCAGCUGUAAUUGCUGCAAAAGGUGGCUCAACAAAGUAUCGACUUUGGGGCAGUGAAUAGUUAUGCACGCUCAAGUUCUGUUUGUCUUCGCUUGUUUGUUUCACAAUAAAUAAAUAAAAAAGGCAUGUGUAAAUCAAAUGAUAACCCCCCCCAAAAUAAAUCUUAAUUCCAGGUUGUAAGGCAACAAAAUAGGAAAAAUGCCCAAGGGGCAGGGGGGUGAAUACUUUCACAAGGUACUGUACAUCCAUUUUGGCACCAGGCCUCUCCCUAAUGUCAUCAGUCAUUGUGACAUACCUCAGUAGAAAGAAAUUCUGCAUCACAAAUGGAGCCAGGCGUUUGCAGCCCCUCAAGUUUAAUAUGAACUUUCUGUUCCAAACGAUGGAGUACCUUAGUCUUUGCAUGUGUGCUGGUUUUUCACCAAGCUUCAACUGUCCCAUUUUAGUGGCGUCAUGGUACUAUUCCAGGUAUAAAUUUGUCUAAAAACAAGGGUUAUGUUAUGACUAGUCUGGAUCAUGAUGAUUAGACAUUUAAGGGGUCAUAUGCUCAUGUCAAACAAUGCAUUAUAACUGCAAAGGUCAGUUUGCUCUUUGGCAGAAAGAGAGAGCAAACUCAAAUGUUUAGGCAGACACAGGCAUUACCUUACUGCAGUUACAUAACAGUGAGAGUCUUUGAAAUGGCAUCCUAUUCCCUAUAUAUAGUGCACUACUUUUGACCACAGCCCUAUAAGCCCUGGUCAAAAGUAGUGCAACACACACACACUUGUGAAUAGGGUGCCGUUUUAGACAGUCAUAGAAAACAAAAAAAAUGCCUCUACUCAAUCACUACUCCACAUGUUGUUACAAUGCUGUUUGGCCAGCAGUACCUCAGUAGCUUCUCAGGCCAAAGGAGUAUUCCAUUUGUUAAAUGAUGCAUGGAGAUUGUUUUGUUCUUUAAGAGAGCUGUAUUGCUGUCAGUGGUGAUUGUGCUACAUAAUUGAAAAAUAAACAUUUUUUUUAGAGGA
Messenger RNA from Salmo salar (Atlantic salmon), 6955 nucleotides. RefSeq names its product aquaporin-11. Gene Ontology annotation, biological process: transmembrane transport. Gene Ontology annotation, molecular function: channel activity. Gene Ontology annotation, cellular component: membrane; cytoplasm. Lineage: Eukaryota; Metazoa; Chordata; Actinopteri; Salmoniformes; Salmonidae. The record is from RefSeq and is a predicted model, not a curated record.